Messenger RNA from Pollicipes pollicipes, 3288 nucleotides. Its product is annotated as integrator complex subunit 2. The transcript is spliced from 18 exons. Gene Ontology annotation, cellular component: integrator complex. The coding region runs from base 133 to 3288 and encodes 1051 amino acids. NCBI's taxonomy places the organism in Eukaryota, Metazoa, Arthropoda, Thecostraca, Pollicipedomorpha, Pollicipedidae. Gene Ontology annotation, biological process: snRNA 3'-end processing. The record is from RefSeq and is a predicted model, not a curated record.
CGUCUUCAUGACUCCACUGAUCGUGGAAAAAUUUGCAAGCUGCAUUUCUGAAGUUUAGCUGCUGAGGACAUCCAGCACAGCACUGCCAAGCCGAGGGCCGUGUAUUCGCGGUUUCACACUCAAGAUAUAAAGAUGUCCUCAGCACUUUUACCAGUUAGUCCCAAAGUUUUUGAGGCAAUGGAGAGUGUUAAUGUUGCUGCACUAGCAGAGUGCUCUGAAGCAGAGAUCCGCCCAUUGCUGCCAUGCUUGGUUCGGAUGAGCCUGAUAGCACCACUGGAUCAAUCCAAUGAGUGCAUGGAGAAAAGGAAAAUAAUCUUACGCAUCUUGUCUGGCAUAGAAGUUGUCAAUUCUCUGGUUGCACUUCUAUCAGUAAGCUUCCCACAGCUUGAAGCAGAUGUCAAAAAAGAGCAACAGCUUAGGUCAAAGAUGGGAGCCACAACAGACAGUGUGCUGUUGUCAUCAGCUCAGGAUGCAGGGGCACCAGAUUUUGAGAGAAGUGAACCCAUCCAAAAGCUGAAGUUGGUGCUUGCCACUCUUAUUCUUGUCAUGGCCCAGGCCCGUGACGUGCGCCAGGAGUUCAGCGUGCAGCCGUCAGAGCUGCUGGACAACACCGUGCACCUGGAGGACGCGGCCGACAUCCUGAGCAUCGCGCUGGCCGAGCUGCCGCAGCUGCUGCCGCCGGCCGACGUCAGCGAGGGCCUGCUGCGUCUGCGGCACGGCGCCACCCUCAUCUGCCGCCUAGUGGCCAACAUGCCGGACGCCUUCCACGAGGUGUGCACGUCGCUGGUGACGAGCGGGGACCGGCUUGACGAAGACUCCCCCGGCGGCGCGGCGCGCAUCACAGCGCUCCGCCAGCUCUGCCAGAUGAACCCGCGCCAGGUGCUCGCCGUCCGCGCCGUCUGCAUGGAGACGUGCCGCAUGCCGAGCCUGGCGGUGAGUUUGUCGCUGGAGCAGGCGCGCCGCACCGCCGACACCGGCGACGCCGGUGACCUGGUGGCCUUCGUCUCCGGCAUCCUGCUCGGCAACAACCAGCACGUGCGCUCCUGGUUCCAGGCGCUCGUCAGGAACGGGCAGAAGCGGAAGGGCACGCUGGUGUCGUCCACGCUGCAGUCGCUCCGGGACCGGUUGCUGGAGCGCCUGCAGAACACCCUGCUAAUGGCCAUGAACCAGCGGCUGCCGGACUCGGGCGUGGUGGACGCCGCCGCAUCCGUCCGGCUUUACUGCGCCCUGCGUGGACUCGCCGGACUCAAGUUUACGGAGGAGGAGAUGCGCCUGCUGGUGCAGCUGCUGACCUCGCAGCCGCCGCCGUCGCCGGCUGGCGUGCGGUUCGUGGCGCUCUCGCUCUGCGCGCUGAUUGGCUGCCCCAGCCUGCUGAUGCACGCCGAGCACGAGCGGCGCGCCGUCGGCUGGCUCCGCUGGCUCGCCACGCAGGAGGCCUACUUCGAACGGUCGAGCGGCGAGUCGGCCUCAUUCGGCGAGACCCUGCUGCUCUUCGCCAUCCACUUCCACGCCGGCAACCUCACUGCCAUCAUCGAGCUCGUCAACAACACGCUCGGCAUGAAGAUGAACAUCCGCCAAAGUAACCUGAACCGCAUUAAACAUAUCUUCACACAUGACGUGUUCACUGACCAGGUGGUGACGUCACACGCGGUGAAGGUGAAGGUGACCCCGUCGCUAAGUGCUGACAUCCCGGGGACGUUGCCCGUGCACUGCGUGUACCAGCUGCUGAAGACGCGCGCCUUCACCAAGCACAAGGUGCCGAUCAACGACUGGAUCUUCAGGCAAAUCUGCCAGAGUAAGACGCCUCUGCAUCCCGUCCUCCCAUCUCUGAUCGACCUCUACGUCAAGUCCAUGUUGGACACAACCCAAAGGCCUCAGCAGCAGGAGCACACGAACCAGCCGAUCGCCGAGGAGCAGAUCGCCUCCGUGUUCAGCGUCUCCUGCUUCCCGUCGGCGGACGGCGCGCCGGCCGCCGGCUGGCUGGUGGAGCCAGCCACCGCGCAGCUGCUGCUGCUCUACUACCUGCUGCGUCACGACGAGCGGCGGCUGGCGGCGGCGCAGUACGCCGGCCUUUUCUCGCCGCUGCUGGGUCUGCUCACGAGCCACAGUCCACAGCUGUGUCUGGUCACACACUGGAUCACCGCACAGCCCGACGAGCUGGAGGGCGCCGCCGCCGAGUGCGCGCCCCCCUCCGCCGCGCAGAUCGAGGAAGCUCUCAGCGGCCUGCCGGACACGUCUGCCGCCCUGCAGCAGCACUUCCGACAGCUGUGGGCGCGCCUCAGCCUGGUGUUCCCGCACCGGCUGUGGGCGAUGACGGUGACGGCGCUGCGGCCAGUCGACACGGAGCCGGUGCCGCCGCGUCCGCUCACCGGCGACGACCUCACCCAGGACCCGCUGCACGUGCUGCGCUGCCACCCGGCCGUGCUGCGCGCGCCGCCGCUGCUCGAGGUCGUGCUCGAGCUGCUCAACGUCUACCUGGCGGCGUCGCGCGCGCAGCUCAAGCGCCACCUGCUGGACCACCCGUCACCUGUGCCGCCGCAGCCGGGUAUGCCGACGGACGCCGAGCGCGAGGAGCUGCGCAGCGCCCUGGUGCUGGCGCAGGACUCGGCCGCCAUCCAGCUGCUGAUCGAGGUGUGCCAGGAGACGGAGCAGGACCGCGCGGCGCCCGGCGGCCGCGAGCUGCUGCAGGAGGUGCGCUGUCUCGUCUGCACCUACCUCCACCAGGCCUUCAUCGACAACCCCAUGCUGGCCAAGCUCGUGCACUUUCAGGGGUACCCGGCCGAGGUGCUGCCCGUGCUGGUCGCUGGCGUGCCAUCCAUGCACAUUUGCCUGGACUUCAUCCCCGAGCUGCUGGCCCAGCCCGACCUGGACAAGCAGAUCUUCGCUGCCGAUCUGACCUCACAGCUGGCGGCGCAGUUCCCGAUCCCGCGCUGCUACAGCACUGGCCGGCUGGUUAUCAGCACUCUGACCACCCUGCUCAGCGUGCUGCCGUGGACGGAGCGGCCGCGCGCCUUCCUGCCGACGCUGCCGGCGCUGGUGCGGCUGGUGCGCGCCUUCCCGCCGCUGGCGCGCGACGUCACGUCGCUGCUGCUGCAGCUGGCCGAAGAGCGGACGGCGGCGGCCGUCCAGCUGCGACACGCGCUGCCCGCCAACGAGCUGCUGGGCAUCGAGCUGCGACGCGCCUUCGAGGCCGUCUGCGAGGCGGUCACGCUGGACGGCCGCGUCUACCGUGACGGCAGCAAGGCGGCCGACGAGCAGACGCUGCAGGAGCAGGCCAUGAUCUCGUGA